AUGAAACUUCGACUUCUUACCUGGAUGCCUUGUCUGUCAGCAGCUCUAGCUGCAUCGGCAUCUGAGUCGCAUUCUGAUGUCUGCGGCCGCUUUCCAAACUCAAUGCAGGAGUUCACAGGUGGCUUUGAGCAGCCAAAGCCCCCUAUGGUGAAAUCUGAGUUUCAGACGAGCUUCAUCCAGCACAAAUGGAACCAGAAUCUCUCGCAUAUAGCUUCGGGUUAUAUAUACUUCUCCCCGUCGAAAAAGCUUGUUCGUGCCGAUGAGGCUUACGAAGGGGGUCUGGCCACUUCGGUUUUCGACUACGCGAACACGACUCAAGAAGGCCUGGUGAUGAACACAGUUACCUCCCGCAAAGCUGGCAGCACCGAGUCCCAGAUGUGGAGUGGCUAUGUUCUGUCCAACUAUCCUCUUUUCGCAAGUGAUUUUCUGAUCCAAGGCGAGGCUGUAUUUGGCGGUCUGGUGAAGAGAAACUUGCGGCAGAGCCAUGUUGCAUCUUGGAACAUUAUGUUCAUGGGAUCGAUUCCCGUUACUGUUUUCGUGGACGCAUGCGGCGUACUUGCUGGAUACGACUACUUUUCCCCCGGUUUACGUACCAGAGUGACCACCGACUUUUUUAAUACAAUUGUGGGCCCCGUCAACGUGUGA
Molecule: messenger RNA, 645 nt
Organism: Penicillium oxalicum
Lineage: Eukaryota; Fungi; Ascomycota; Eurotiomycetes; Eurotiales; Aspergillaceae
Exons: 3
Coding region: 1-645 (214 amino acids)
Source: RefSeq, a predicted model, not a curated record